Messenger RNA from Suillus plorans, 2967 nucleotides. Its product is annotated as Sec23-binding domain of Sec16-domain-containing protein. The transcript has 7 exons. The record is from RefSeq and is a predicted model, not a curated record. Gene Ontology annotation, cellular component: endoplasmic reticulum exit site; ER to Golgi transport vesicle membrane. NCBI's taxonomy places the organism in Eukaryota, Fungi, Basidiomycota, Agaricomycetes, Boletales, Suillaceae. Gene Ontology annotation, biological process: autophagy; Golgi organization; COPII vesicle coat assembly. The annotation marks the transcript as partial.
CCAUAUGCACCCUCCCCUUCUCUCUUAGGCUCAAACGAUCCUUUGGGUCGUACAUCUUCGCGAGCCCCAGUGAUCAGUUUUGGUUUUGGUGGCAAGAUGGUUACAUGCUUCCACAGCUCCCCUGACCUUAUCACUGGAUAUGAUGUUGCGCUGUCGUCUCGUCACUCGACGGAUGUGCGUGUACGUGUGUUGCACAAACUUCUCCCGGAAUUUGCGCUUGAACCUUCUGCUGCUGCUUAUCCUGGUCCUUUGUUUUCUGACCCUGGUACACCUGUCAGUAUCGUGCGCACUGGGGCGUCAUCUCAAGUGAAAACGAAGAAAGCACGCGUCGUCAAGUAUCUGGAGGAUCGGAUUGAAGAACUCACACGUGCGACGACGUAUAUGUCAGAUGGAACCGAGAAGCAGCGUACUGAAGGGAAAUUGAUUCUAGUCAAGUUGCUCAAGAUCAUGGUUGAGAACGAUGGUGCACUGUCGGGAAGCGCUCACAUUGACUCAGCUGUGAGAACGGCACUGCUUCCACGCAUUGCUGCGUCUGAGGGUGCUGACAUCUCGACACCGGGUUUUGCUUCUUGUGUACCCAAUGCCCUUGGUACGAUUCCUGGCCUCAACGGUAGUCACACUAGCACGAGUGAGACACCCAUAUCAGUUUCCAUGCUCCUUCCAUCCGCGUUAGACAAGAUACAAGAAUUCCUUGUGAGAGGCGAAAGGAGACAAGCUUAUAAUUAUGCGCUGGAUGAGAAACUGUGGGCACACGCGAUGGUCAUUGCAAGCAGCAUCGACAAGGAGGCUUGGAAGGACGUUGUCAACGAGUUCAUCAAAGGAGAAUUGGGCAUUCACGAUGCACAGCGGACGGCUUUUGUUGGACGAGGAAAGGAACAUGUACCUCCUUCCAGUAACGGAAGAGAGUGGCUUCGUGUAGUCUACAGUUUAUUCUCUGGUCAGGGACCAACUGCUGUCCAGGAACUGAUUCCCACCAAUCUGCUCGCCAGAACGGCUACAUUGCAAGUCCCUACACCGGCUGUUGUGCACACCACGCCAAUGUCGCCUAGUUUUCCUUCACCAGCAAUGGCAGCACAAAUCCCUGCCAAUGCUUUAUCGAAGUGGCCAGAACUUGUAGCAUCGAUGGUUUCCAGUCCUGUGUCCCCUGAGUGGUCCGCAGCCCUGACUGCACUGGGCGACUACCUUGUAUCACAUCAACAGGUCGAAGCUGCGCAUGUAUGUUACUUGCUCUCUCCUCAGACUUCUCCGAUAGGUGGAAUUGGGAGUCCAUCGGGUCGAAUUGUUCUUAUCGGCUCGCGGAAUCCACACGCAUGGCCCUCUUUCUAUAAAGACACUGACCCCAUCAUUCUGUCCGAAAUUGCCGAGUUUGCCUUCUCGCUGAAGAGCGUUACAAAAGGACAAGAACCAUUCCACGGGCUGCCGCAUUUACAGGCAUACAAGCUUAUCAGGGCUUCGUAUCUCGCGGAGAUUGGCGAGAUACAGGCAGCUAGCAGAUAUUGCGAGGCAAUCACCGCUGCAAUGACACAUCCAUCACACUAUCUCAAUUCCGUCCUUAUCGAGCAAUUGAAAGGGUUAGCGAAUCGCUUGAUCGGUACUCCACAGAUGGCAAAGAGCGGAUCUUGGAUAGGUGGGAAGGUGAACAAACCUAGUCUUGACAGUAUCGGCAGUUGGCUUGAGGGACGCUUGACGAAGUUCAUCGCUGGAGAAGGGGAUGAGCCUUCGCCUCCGCCGGUACCGUCAAAGAGUCAAGUGUCAUCCCUAGGACCUUUCUCUCACUUCAGCGAGAUUUCAUCAACUACAACCUCCGCAAGUCCAUCGCCUCCCCCUGGGGUGAUGAAUCCGCAUUCAAUGUCAGGUAUACCGCCUCCUCGCAGAAGCGGUUCCGCGAUGGCAGUCUCAACUUCUCACUCCCACGUGCCUAUUGAUCGCGCCUCAUCUGCCAUGGACUAUUACCACUCAACACGGCAGCCGUCACCAGCACCUCCCUUGACUGCGCCUGUGCACCCACCACGACCAGCUUACCCGUACUCCGCACAUGGCUCGGGAAUGAAUGGGCAUUCAACAACAAAUGGCUACGCCCCUGCCUAUGGUACCGAACCGUUGUCACGAAAGCCCUCUUUAGAGAUGACUGCCGAGGAGGGCUCUGAGCAACAACAGCAAGAGACAGGAUGGUGGUCUUCGCUUAACAAUUCGGACUCUGGCCCCACACCGACCACGGCCACUUUUCACUCAGUCGACCAUUUCCAGGCUUCGUCUGAUGGUUUCAUCUCCUUAAUGGACGACCCCGCGUUGGCUGUGGCUCCCAGCCCAUCCAUGCCGACUCACCAGCUGCAACCAAGCUUCCAGGAUGAGGACGAGGAUUUGGGCUUUGGCAAUAACGCAAACAAACGUGAACGUCCAGCUGGAUCUGGGAGCAGUGAGAAAUCUGCCACGCCCGUAGAGGACGUCAAGAAAACAGAGGAAAAGAAAGAUGCCAAUCCGCCAGCGACGGCUUCGGCGGCACCAAGCUCUUGGUUGGGUCGAUUCUGGAAGCGUUCUGAAACAGCCCCUGGUCCUAUCAAGGCUAGUCUUGGAGAUCAAUCGGCUUUCUAUUACGACAAAGACCUCAAGCGUUGGGUAAACAAGAAGACUUGUCAGGCUGGUACUGAAACCACGCAGUCAGCUGCACCACCCCCACCUCCUUCAAGAGCACAGACAACCUCACCAGCGCGGGCAAGUGCUCCACUUCCUCAUGCCAAUGGUGCAAGUUCAGCACCUCCACCAGCCCGAUCUGCUUCGGUUACUGAUUUGAGCACAUCUCCCACUGCUAAGCCGCCCAUGCGAGUGCGUUCGAAUCUUGCUCCCACUGAAGCAACAUCUCUCCCAAAUACACCAGCGCCGCCAUCAACUCCCAUGACACCGAGUCGCCCACGCUCGCAAGCCACCAAACGCAAUGUACGAACCCGCUAUGUUGAUGUUUUCCAACAG